GAUGACGACAACUUAGGCAAGCUUCUCGAGAGUCCUACCGGAUACUCUUGGAAAAGUGCCCCUUGUCCCAGAUGGUUGUCUAAAUCAGCUUUCCUGUGGAAGAGCUACCUGGCACUCGCUCCCAAUGCAAUGAUCUCAGGGAAAAAAAAUCGGGUCGCCCUGGCUAGGCUCCUGGACAACACGAAGGCCAACUGCACUAAGAAAUCCGACAGUGAUUGGAUUGAUGCCACUGACGAAUUGAUCAGAGUGGGGCUGAGCCAUAUCAGGAAACUGAAGCAGAGCGACCUGCUUCGCCAAAGGUGCUACAAGAAGGCUGAUGCAAAUCAACAGCAAGUCUUGGAAGAGCUUGUGCAGAUGAUUGUGCUCCUUCCGGGCGAGGAGGACGGUGCAGAUGAGGAUGGCGAUGCGAGAUCGAAUCCGGCCUCGGCCACGACUCCUUCCUCAUCGGCUACUCCUGCCUCACUGGCUGUUGUUCCUGCGGUUGCUGCUCCUCCUCUUCGCUCGAUCAGCUCCAGCUUCGGGAGCCAGAAGACUUCGGACUUUCUGGACUCUGGGCGAAGAAUUGCCAGAGUCCUGCAAGAAAGGACGUCUGUGUCAUCCGUGGAGUCGCUUGAGGUAAGCCAGGAGGCGGAUGAUCGUGAGGGCAAGCAAAGCUCCCCUUUGAAGGUCAGCUUCAUGGCUUCCUUGAACCUCAUGGCUGAGCUGAGUGUGGGGGACAAGCGAAUGCUGCAAGAUGUUCAGGAGAUUGGUCCAGCUCAGCUUCAGCCGAAGAAAUCCAAGAAAAAGGCCAAGGCGAAGACCAAGGUUACAAAGACUGAGCUGGCCAGAGUAUGCUGGGAUGUUGGGGUGCAAGCUGUGCACGUGAAUAUCGUGCGGAAGGGCAACUAUGGCAAGCAGAGGAUGUGCAGUGCUUUCGUGGAGGUGUUCAGCAGUGGUGAUGUGGCCUGGUUGUGCCAUAGGCUGAAUGGGCUUCACGACUUCCGUGUGGCCGAUGUCCCUCUUCUGGUGGAGGCUGCUGAUCCGAGACGUGCAGGAGCAGUCGCGAGUCCCACGUCUCCUGCAGAUGCUGACAGCUCUGGUUCCGAGUCGGCUCGUGGUGCUUCCUCUGCGAAAAGCUCUGGUUCCGAGUCGGCUCGUGGUGCUUCCGAUGCGAGAAGCUCUGGUUCCGAGGCUCGUGGUGCUUCCGAUGCGAAAGGCUCUGGUUCCGAGUCGGCUAGUCGUGGUGCUUCCGAUGAUAGGAAAGGCUCUGGUUCCAAGUCGGCUCGUGGUGCUUCUGAUGCGAAAGGCUCUGAUACCGAGCCGCCGUCGCCUGUGCCCAGGGUCGUGGUGGCUCGCUAUGCGAAAAAGCGGAAGCAGGAGUACACUCCGACGGAGCCUGGAGAUGUGGAGCCCGAUGUUAAAUCGGAGACUGGGAAGCCUUCGUGGCCUGCAAGCUGCAUCGGUGCAGUAGCUUUUCUUGCCGUGCUUCGUGUCUUAGCGACCUUUGAAGUGAUGGCUUUGUCGAAGAUGUUGAAGCGGCCGGCAGCGGUCGUGCCCAAGGCAAAAGCCACGUCGAAGAGCAAAGUCGGCAACGGCUCCGAGGAGGAUCCCAAUUCCAAGAAGGGAUCCAUGAAUGAUUCCAUCAAGCGAAUGAAGAGCUCGGCCUGCCUCGCCAUCAAAGACGGGGAGGAGGAGGCCGGCGAUGAAGGCAUGGAAGUGGAUGAUGAAGAGGGCGACGAUGCCUUCGUUGCCCGCGACAAGGGCUUUGCCUUGAAAUUCCAGAGGAUGAAGAAGGACCUUCCGGGGUACGUGGUCGAUCUGAUCGAGAAUCAAUCGUCCAAAGCUGCCCAUCCCAGGGAUUUCAAAAGCCGCAUGAUCAACAAGCUCUUCAAGCGAGCCUGCUUUAAGGAGCACAAGAAGCUGUUCAACGAGAACUUCAGCAAGAGCUCCGAGAUCGCCUACCCCGAGUCGAUCUUCAAGGGCAUGUUCUAUGCCGGCAAUGACGAUAAGUUCGAGGCUGCCUUGGCAAAGGGAGAGAUUUGCGAGGCAAAGAGCACGAUCCCGGGAGUGAGGUUUUUCAGCUUCAAGACCUUCAAGGCUGUGCAGAAGACUGGAAGCCGCGAGGAGGAGGAGCUCACCUCCAGCGGCAAGGUCACGAAGGAGCAGGCCCAGCUCAUGUCGGAGUGUUUCGCCAAAAUGGGCUGGAAGAUCAAGCACACGGCCGACGACACGAGGAAGUUUGCCAAGGGCGGAACCGUCCCGACGAACAUCGAGACGGUGCUUGGGACGGCGAUGGAGGCCCAGCAGAAGCUGGCGAAGGAUGCGAUGACUCUCUUGAGAAAGUGGGGACGAGAGGACUCCACUGCAAAAAAUCUCAAGAGCAAGCAUAAGCAGAGCCAGGAGUUCAUGGUCAAGCUGGAGCACAUCAAGCAGUUCCGCGAGCUCCCGGACGACGAGGAGAUGAACAAGGCCAAUUUCGACAAGUUCUUGAUGCAGGUCGCCGAGCACACGGAGGAGUUCAAUGUGCUGGUUGAAAGCAGCAAGGGAGCGAUGAGAUCGUAUGAUCGGCUUGAGCUGACCGGCUAUGCAGGGUUGGCGACCCAGCCGAUCAUGUUGCCUCAUGAACUUCUGGCCGACAUCUACGAAAAGUUUCCGGCUGUUUGGGUUCAGGUUGUGAAGCCGUCGGAUAGCCGAGCCGAGCAGUUUUGGUCAUCCGUGCAGGGGCAUCCGGCACUCGAGUCAAGCCCAAUUCUUUCUCGGGCAAAUUAUCGGAAGCUUUGCUUGCCACUUGCCGUCCACGGCGAUGCCGUACCCAUCACGGGGGUGGGUAAGGGUUGGUGUCAGCAGCUGACGGACCUAUCCUUCAUGUGCCUUUUGGGACUUGGCUCUGUAAAAGAGCUGCUGUUUUACAUGGGCGGUUUUUGGGAAAAGCUUCGAGUCAUGUCAAAUGACAUGAAUGGAACUGCCCACAAGUUCUUGGCAGUGUUGGCUUGGUCCUUUGGCAUCCUGUGGGAAGGCCUGGGCCAGAAAUUCAAGGCGAUUUGGAUUACUAUGCAGGAGUGCUGGAUCUUCCGAGAAGUAGAUUGGCCUCGGGGCCGUGUAGGCCCACAUUCGUGGCAAGACUUUCGGCCAGAGGCGGCAUGGAGGGGCACAUGCUGGAAAGCUUCCGAAUGGAAGAUGUGGUCUGACAGAUCAUCUUGCCCGCUGCUACGUCUUGCGACCACCAGCUGCUGGACUGUAGGGCUGGACUGGUUACACGUGAAGUACCUCGGGAUGGAUCAACUUUUAUAUGCAAGCAUCAUCUACAUGCUGGUUUUUUUCAUCCUUCCCGGAACACCGGAGGCCAACAUGGCUUCAUUCUGGCAGGCCCUGCAGCAACAGUACUCGGCUUUGGAUACUCCCUGCCGCUACAGGUACUUAAACAAGCUGAGCAUGAUCGUACGAAAGAGGGGGAGCCCCAAAUUACGGGGAAAAGGGGCAGAAAUACGACACCUUCAUCUGCCUCUUCUCAACAUUUGGGCGGCCAACAUGAAUCCGGGUUUGGAAGUACAUCGCAAAGUUCACCUGCUGCUUAAACUGAAUGCCAGAGCAGAGCAGCUCUUAACUGAGCACCGUGAGCUUUUUGCAUUUCCCCCGGCAGAUGCAACGACGUUUGAGACCUGUAUCGAUGGACUUCUCAUGCUGCAGCACAACCUACGAGAGCAUUUUCAGGAGGAGCCUGGAGGCCUUUUCAACAUUACUGAAAAAGCUCAUUUUGUGCAGCAUUGCUCCAUUCUGGCUCGCCAUGUUUCGCCACGACUGCUGUGGUGCUUUUCAGGAGAGGACCAACAACGACGAGUGCAGGAACUCACACAAGCAUCAGUGAAGGGGAACGGCCCUGCUUCUGCUCUUCUCAAG
Molecule: messenger RNA, 3876 nt
Organism: Symbiodinium sp. CCMP2456
Lineage: Eukaryota; Dinophyceae; Suessiales; Symbiodiniaceae
Source: the annotation of a GenBank genome assembly